UAUAAGAAUGGAGAAAGAAAAACCGGUGGAGCCACUCUUCACAACAGUGGCCUCCCUCGCUCUCUCUCCCGCCAGUGCAGUGCCCUAACCCAACCACUACCACCACCCCUCGCCACUUUAAUACCGCUCUCUCUCUCUCUCUCUCUCUCUCUCUCUCUCUCUCUCUCUCUCUCUCUCCAUAACACAGCCAGGCAAUAGAAAUUAAAGUUCUUCACUUUGAUUCAGAACAGUAGCUCAAAUCACAGAACAAUGGCUAUGAAUUUGGUUAAUAAGUGUUCUCGUGGAACUCAGCUUCUUUCUCUUCCAUUCCAACGCCAAGUCAGCCUGUUCACUUUUUCUUCAGCUACAGAAGCUCAUCUUUCAGAUGAAGAUGUCAAUGAAAUUCCCCAAACUACCUGUAACACCAAUCUAUCCGCAGACGAAACACUUGUCACUGAAAAAUUACACUUUCUUAUCAAAAGUCACCACCAAAAGAAUCCUAGUCCAGACUCUAAUCCCUCUCCUCCAAACCAUAACUUCACAAUCCCAGAUCUUUCUCUCGGUUUCUCCCAAGUAUCAGCCCUCCAUUCUAUCUCACCUGCUGUUGUUCGCCGUGUGGUUGAGAAAUGUGGUGGGGUUCGCCAUGGCAUCCCUGUCCUCCAAGCUCUGGCGUUCUUCAACUGGGCCACUGCACUUGACAGUUUCAAUCACUCGCCCGAGCCAUACAAUGAGAUGAUCGACCUUGCUGGGAAGGUGAGACAGUUUGACAUUGCUUGGUACAUUAUUGAUUUGAUGAAAGCUCGAAAUGUGGAGAUCACUGUUGAGACCUUAGCAAUCCUUGUGCGGCGUUAUGUUAGGGCCGGAUUUGCUGCAGAAGCAGUGCACGCCUUUAAUCGUAUGGAGGAUUAUGGUUGCAAGCCUGAUAAGAUUGCUUUCUCUGUAGUGAUCAGUAAUUUGUGCAAGAAAAGAAGAGCAAAUGAAGCUCAAGCCUUUUUCGAUAGCUUAAAGGACAAGUUUGAGGUUGAUGUUGUUCUAUACACAAAUUUGAUUCAUGGGUGGUGUCGUUCUGGUAACAUUACUGAAGCUGAGAGGAUUUUCAAGGAGAUGAAGGUAGCAGGGAUUAAGCCUAAUGUGUAUACUUACACGAUAGUGAUUGACGGUUUGUGUAGAUGCGGGCAAACUACUCGUGCUCAUGAUGUUUUCUCAGAGAUGAUCGACGUCGGUUGCCAACCAAACUCAAUUACUUUCAAUAACUUGAUGCGUGUUCAUGUCAAGGCUGGACGUACCGAAAAGGUUUUGCAAGUGUUUAAUCAGAUGAGGAAGCUUCAGUGCCCUGCUGAUACCGUUACAUAUAAUUUUCUUAUAGAGUGUCAUUGUAAAGAUGAGAAUCUGGACGAGGCUAAUAAGGUACUUAAUUCGAUGAUUAAGAAAGGGUGUAAUCCGAAUGCAUCAACUUUUAAUCCAAUAUUUAGGUUGAUUGUGAGGCUUAAAGAUGUCAAUGGUGCCCAUCGAAUGUAUGCGAGGAUGAAGGACUUGAAUUGCAAGCCCAACACUGUUACUUACAAUAUAUUGAUGCAAAUGUUUACUGAAUUCAAGUCUACUGAUAUGGUGUUGAAGCUGAAAGCAGAAAUGGACCAAAACGAAGUUGAGCCUAAUGUGAAUACAUACAAGGUUCUCAUUGUGAUGUUUUGUGGGAUGGGGCAUUGGAAUAAUGCUUACAAGUUCUUUAGGGAGAUGAUUGAAGAGAAGUGUUUGAAACCGAGUCUGUCUCUUUACGAAAUGGUACUGCAGCAGCUAAGGCAAGCCGGGCAGUUACAAAAGCACGAAGAAUUGGUGGAGAAGAUGGUUGCUAGGGGAUUUGUUACUCGUCCAUUGUAGUCAUAAGCAUACAAUUUUUUUUCUUCAUAGUGUUGAGCUGUUUUUGUAUUCUUUUUCUUUAAUUAAAAAUUGUGUUGUACUUCUGGGUUCAUUUUGUACCCAACUCAGAUCCUCUUUUAUAAACCCCAAAACAUUGAAAAUCUCUCUUCAUUUCUCUCUUAUUUGUACUAUGUAUCUCACACAGUCCACUGAUUAUUCUCACUGAGUUCUUCCAUUACAACUCGAUAGAGAUUCAAGGGAUUUGAGCUUAAGUUUUGGGGGUUUAAGUUUAA
Molecule: messenger RNA, 2129 nt
Organism: Cannabis sativa
Lineage: Eukaryota; Viridiplantae; Streptophyta; Magnoliopsida; Rosales; Cannabaceae
Product: pentatricopeptide repeat-containing protein At1g20300, mitochondrial
Exons: 3
Coding region: 250-1857 (535 amino acids)
Molecular function (GO): protein binding
Source: RefSeq, a predicted model, not a curated record